Messenger RNA from Centruroides sculpturatus (bark scorpion), 1442 nucleotides. RefSeq names its product cell division cycle protein 123 homolog. Gene Ontology annotation, cellular component: cytoplasm. NCBI's taxonomy places the organism in Eukaryota, Metazoa, Arthropoda, Arachnida, Scorpiones, Buthidae. The transcript has 10 exons. The record is from RefSeq and is a predicted model, not a curated record.
UGUGUUAAGCUGUUGGUCUCAGAUUGUUUUUUUGUUUUAACGUAUAUGAAGUACACAAUGAAGGUAGAAAACGUUUUGAAUUGCAGUUUUAAUAAUUGGUUUUCUCGAUUUCAGAGAGUUACAAUGAAAAGUAUUAUAUUACCAUUGAGCAUUGAAUUUGUGGAUUAUCUAUUAGCAGAUGGGGUAUUCCUUCCAAAUAGUGAAGAACAUAAAUUUCCACUAAAUGAAGAUGACUCUGACACUGAAGGAUGGAGUGAUAGUGAUGAAGAUGAAGAAGACAAGGCUCCACAUUUUCCUGAAUUUGAUGCAAAGGUAAAAUCAGCUAUUCAAGCAUUAGGAGGAAAUGUAUUUCCUAAAUUAAAUUGGAGUUGUCCAAAGGAUGCUAAUUGGAUUGCUUUAAACAAAUCCCUUUGUUGUUCAUGUGUUACUGAUAUUUAUCUGCUUUUAAAAAGUUCAGAUUUUAUUUCACAUGAUUUAACACAACCGUAAGUUGUUUUUUAUGUAUUUGAUGUGUAUCGUAACAGAAAGAAUUUAGUUCAACUAGUAGAUUUUAAUCCUUUUGGAAAACUAACAGAUUCUCUACUGUUUGAUUGGAAUGAACUUCAAAAUUUAGAUUGUGAUCAAGAGAUUCCAGAAUUCAGAUGCAAUACUUUUAAUCGAGGUGUACAGCCAAGUCCUUAUCUUCAUUAUGGUGUUCCUCAAGAUAUUGUUGAUUUAAGUACUGGAGAAGAUCCUUAUAAGUUAAUUGAUCUUCUGAAACUAGUAAGUAAAACAUUAAAAAUUUUUAAUCAAUCAGCUAUCAACAAUCAUAUAAAUGAUGUUCUAAAUAUAAUUGCCACUGAUAGAUUAAUAAUUAGGAAUAAGAAUAAUUGUUCAUGUAUAAUUAUGAUUCCAGAAUUCAGAUGCAAUACUUUUAAUCGAGGUGUACAGCCAAGUCCUUAUCUUCAUUAUGGUGUUCCUCAAGAUAUUGUUGAUUUAAGUACUGGAGAAGAUCCUUAUAAGUUAAUUGAUCUUCUGAAACUAGUAAGUAAAACAUUAAAAAUUUUUAAUCAAUCAGCUAUCAACAAUCAUAUAAAUGAUGUUCUAAAUAUAAUUGCCACUGAUAGAUUAAUAAUUAGGAAUAAGAAUAAGUAAUCUCAUAUUCCAUCUAGAACAGUUUAUUUUCAAAAAGGUUAACAAACAUUUUAAUGUAAAAACUUUUGGUUACUCUGGUAUAGAUUACUAAGAAUUGAUAUUUAAAAAUAUAGCCACAUGAAAACUGGUUUUACAUUUCAUUCUCUCUUUCUCUCUCUCUUUUCUUUCCUUCUUUAUAGUUAGUCAAUUCUAGGGCUUGAUUGGUUUUUACUCUCCUCCCUCUGUUAUAUACAGUAAUAACUUGACUUACGCUACCCCAACUUACGUGAACCCAGAGUUACGCGAUUUUCAAAUCUCGUCGAUUCAUC